Nerophis lumbriciformis (worm pipefish) is the source of this 4873-nucleotide messenger RNA. RefSeq lists its product as uncharacterized. Lineage: Eukaryota; Metazoa; Chordata; Actinopteri; Syngnathiformes; Syngnathidae. The record is from RefSeq and is a predicted model, not a curated record.
UCGCAUGGCGACACCGGAGAGGAGGUCACGAUGGAUGGAGAGAUGCACGGGGGGAGACGCAAGACCGGAGUAGGGAGGCGGGUGGCGAUGGUGAUUGUGGCGAUGGAGGAGGGGGUCGAGCACAUGAGAGGAUAACUGCCUGUUUGCUCACUUUUGUCGUCUUGCUCCCCCUCCUGUCCGUUCACUUCCACUCGCCAGCGCUCAGACCUUCCGAGGGAUGGCUACCGAGGUCCCCACGUGAAGAGGAGCGACUCCGCGGGCGCCCGAGACGCAGGGAGAGACGGGAGGAAGGAGGCGGCGGCGGCGACACCGAGGCGGGGAGUAAAAAGCAAACACCAGCGGGGACCGGAGGAGGAAGAGUGGAGGAGAGAUGUGGAUCUCCUACUGUAUUGAACCACAAGGAAAUGAGUCACUGAAAAGAAGAAAGGAGCAUUGAAGGGGAGCAAUAAACCUGGGGAAGUGAGAACAACAAAGGCUGAAUGACGUAGGCUGCUAUGGAGGGGCCAGUCCUGUCCAUAACUUGGCCGUCCUUUCUUCUACGGGCCUGGGGGACAAGACAGGAGAGGUCGUCCAACUAAUGUGAUGGACACAAAACUGAUGGACAGGUUGCAUCCUCCCUGCUUAUUCACUAUUAAUCUCUCUGGCUCAAUCAGGAGUUUAUAUCCCGGGAAAAUCGAAGAAAAGCAGGAAUACGUAGCAACACAACAAUUUGGAAGCUGAAAGGAUAAAGAAUAUCAAGGCAUAUAUUUAUAUAUAUUAUAUUAUAUUAUUUUUGUAUGUGUAGAACAGACUGGACUCUAGCUACACACUUCUAGACAUGUUCUCACUUUGAGAUGUGAAUAUGGUAAUUGCAUAUUUUUUUGAGGACAAUUUUAUUUUGUCCCUGGAGCACAGACAAAGAAUAACCAGUGCAUGAGCCAAUAGUGACCAUCCAGAGUACUCAUGUGGUUUUAAGAACUAUAAGGCCACUAGAAGAUCACAGUCCUUAGUGAUGUGCUGAUACAACCAGGCCUUCACAAUUUAAUCGGACGGCCUGCAAUGACUUUGGAUGUUGGGAGACAGUGAGAUGCAAGCGCAAUGGUAAGCAAAGAGCCCAACCACUUGCUGACGGGCCAAACCAACGGCAAGAGCGCCCUGGCGGAAAAGUCUGGGACCAUGACUGUACGUUCCGUGCUGCUCAAUCGUGACUCCCCAGACAUUGAAAGUCGCCUCAAGCGACGCCGCAAUCGCACCCACCAGGUCCGCUUUAAAGAUUUGGAGGAUGGGAGCAGCAGCAGUGGGAAUAGUGGAACAGGAGAGAACAGCAGCCAACCAAAGCCGGCGGCAGACUGCAACAGCCCUCAUCCUCUCCGCAAACACAGCAGCAGGUCCCCCAAGCCGUGGACCGACAAGGAUGGACCACGAACAGACAGUCUCCCUGGUCAAACCUCUGUGGUGGGGGCAGUGCGUGGGGACAUGGCCAGUACUAUAGAGGUUGUGGCUGCUUUCUUGGCCAGGGCCCCUCGCCAUCCACUGACACCAGGGCCAACACGUCGAUGCUGGGCACCGCCACAGACUAACUCGAUGACCUUGCCAAUGACACGCAGGACCAGCACCAGCACAGCCAUCCAAACCUCACCAUGCCUGAAAAAGUCUCUCUCUUCCACGCACACACGUAGCCACAGCCUGGGUGAUUCUGUUGGCAUAGAUGGUGAUGAUGAACAUGACUCCCAGGAUGAGUACCUUUCACACAACCAUGUGCAGCUGCCCUGCUCAAAAAAUCAGAAUGGUGCCCAGGGGUCUGCAGAUCAAACUGUGAUAGAACGGAGGUCAAAAUCCUCCAGGACAGACACUAUAUCAACUGUUGCUGUCUCAAAAAACUCCAGGCACAGCUGUCCUCCAUCAGUCCUUCACAGUACUGAGCCAACCCACUGUUCCUCUGCAUCCAGCCGAGAUGGCCCCAAGCGGCAGGGAAGCGUCACUCCUUCACUGGUCAGGAGGAGAAAGCGUCUGAAUAGGACCACAAGUGAUCCUGGAAAGGAAGUGCACUACUGCACCACUCCUACUCAGACUGAGACCCCAAGUUCAACCUCAAAUACUAGGCUCUGCACCACUCGAAUUCAAACUGAGUGUGCUGGUCUUUCAAAAUAUUGCACUAUACAAAGUCAAACUGACAGUCUACAUCAGACGUCACUUUUAAAAAACAAAACAUCCACAGUCCAGAUUAAGAACAGCGCUUCUCAUCCAGCCCCACCUUUAAAUGCUGCACAACGCACCACUCAUAUGCAAACAGACUCUCCCCGUUGUUUGCCUGAAAAAAGCCAUCCACCAUCCCAGACACAACCACCCAGCACCUGCACUUCUCCAACUCCACUUGAAUCACCAGAAUCAGAGCAAAUCAAAUCGGAGAGUCCUGCACUGCCAAGUGUGUUACAGGACCCUUCCUCCACGCAAAUAACUACUGUGCCUUACUGUACAGAUCCCCCACCUACAACCGCACCAACACCGGCCCCUGAAGUAUGCACUGAGCCAUCUUGCUCCUCAACAAUCGAUCCAGCAUGCGCCACCAAACCUCCGCCUACGGCCCUGCCCGUUCCUUGCUCUGCGCCUACUGUGAUCCAGCACACCAUCCCGUACUAUACUCAUAUGACACCACCAGCCACCACCAGUGCACCGCUUGUUUGCUCCAGUCCAUCACCAGCACCACCAGCAUACUCCUCCCAAAACUGCAUUUCCCCUACCUCAAACGUGGUAUCAACACCUCCCUUUACCUGUCUUAACCCCUGUCCAACUGCUACCAUUAAUGUGACACCAUGUGACCCCAUGCACCAGACCACUGCACUCAGUACAACACAUGCGUCACCACCACCAUCAAAUACCUCACCCUCUACAAAUCUAAUACCAUGUACAAUAGUGACUCAAACUGCUUUAUCAUGCACCUCUAUCUCCUAUUAUUCGACUACACAUCCUGCUGGUCCACAUGGGCCUCUCCAGAACGCUGCUACUCCUUCUUGUGCCACUGUCAUACACACGGUAUCACACUGCAACAUCCCAUGUCAAGCUCUGCAAAAUUCCUCCUCUGUCAAAAUAGGCAUGGCGUCCUAUUCCUCUCCCGUCCCCAAACUAACAUGCAUAUCGCCGCCUCCCCUCAUUAAAACAUAUCCCCCCAAUUUUUCAAACGCUUGUGCAACUCCAACAAAAGUUGUUCCUCUGUACUCGUCAAAAUUCAAAGCAGCGCCGCCAUACACGCCUCCCUCUCAGGCCCCCUUAAACGCUCAGGAUAAGAGGGGCAUUCGACUUCCACCUCCUGCACCACCACCGCCACCCUACACGCCUCGCAAAACUGGGAACGAUCCACCAAGUACUGCAAUCGGAACACCUAUGCUCAGGGCAGACAUCAAGGCCAACGAGAAGGAUAAAGACAGGGAGGAGGAGAAAAAAGAAACUAUAAAAUGUGCGGACACACCAAAGCUCUGUGAGAGAGCCAGCUCUCUUAAGCACAGAGCUAAAACCCCACCAGUUUGUGUGAUGAAGGGAGGAAGGCAGUCCUCUCCAUCUUCCCCCGCCAAAACCUGUUUUAAGCCCAGCUGUCUCAGCUCAGCCCAGGCUCAGCUUGGGGUACUACACAAAAUCCUUUGCGCAGGAGCCAACGCCUCCAACAGCCAACAUGCGCUCCCUCCAAACCAGCAGGGCUGCACUGGGGCAAAGGGUUGCGCCAUUUCCCGGGAGAAGUCCCUGACUCCUACCCAGGCUGACACCUUAAGACAGGUGCAGGAAAUUCUUGGAGGGUUAGUAGCCGGGGCCAGAGGUAAAUUGGACCCAGCCCGAGUGACUGAGAAACUCCUAGGUCCCAAUGGGCCCUUGCAUGAUAUUCGCAACCUGCAGACCCAGCUUCAGAGCUUGGAGGGGGUCCUGGAGACCAGCCAGAAUACCAUCAAGGUACUGCUAGAUGUCAUCCAAGAUCUGGAGAAAAAAGAAGCUGAGAAAGAUGGAAGACAUUCCUACAGAACCGGCCAGGACAUUGAGAACUGUGGGACCUGCAGGGACUGUGCCUGCAUUAUCUACAGCGUAGAGCACGACUUUCGUCUUCAGGAAGGACAGGUGGUCCGCACGUGGAAAGUCGGCGACCCCCCUGAGGGCUCCCCCCAGACCCCCGCAGCCACCACCCCUCCAUGCACCACGCCCAACCAACAGGAGUCCCCCCAGGCCGUCCAUCCCGCUGCUACCACCAAAAAGAACAGGAAAAAAUGCUUCUGGUUCCUCUGAUUUGCGGGGAAGACAAGGGGGACAUUUGGUACUGCAAUAUACCCACUGUAAAAAUAGAAAAAAGAAGCAAGUGUGUGACGUGGAGGAUAUGAAUGCAAAUAUAUAAAACUGUGAGAGGUUGAAGGCUUUUUGUUGGAGACGAUGACAGUGGUUUGAUGUUGGAACUUUCGAAAAGCCUCUUGAACUUUCUGCGCGGUAAGGUGAAUGACUCAGUUAGAAAGCAAUGAUGAGAUGUAAAGAGAAUAUACACAGAUAAUAUAUAAACAUAAACAUAUACAGUAUACACACACACACAUAUAUGCAUAUACAUACAUACAGUAUAUACACAUAUAUACAUGUAUACACACACACACAUUUGUAUAUGUGUGUAUACAUACACAUAUGUAUGUAUAUAUACAUAUACAUAUGUGUAUAUAUACCUAUAUAAUAUACAUACGUGUAUAUAUACAUAUAUGUAUAUAUAAUAUUUACUAUAUAUAAACAUAUACAUACAUACACCGUACACACAUAUAUACACAUAUACAUAUAUAUAUUUGAUAUAUGCAUAUAUAUAUUUUGUACUUACAUAUAUGCAUAUAUAUAUGUACUCAUGUACAUACAGUAUAUACACAUAUAUACAUGUAUACAC